AUGACAUGAGGAUGUGAGAGAACAGCGGGCUGGGCAGAUGAUUUCAAAGCCUUUCUCGAGCGGACUGAUAAAUAUAUGGACGAUGAGGAAUAUAAGGACUGACUGAGGGAACGGUCUGUGUUUGAGCCCGAGUCUUCCUCCGCUCUCAGUGAUGGACUAAACCUGAGCAGUGUGUGUGUGUGAGUGUGAGUGUGUAUGUGUGUGUGUGUGUGUGUGUGUCAGGAGCAUGACUGUGAGGCGGUUGCUGCUCAACUACCAUUGAGAACACAAAAAAUGCGAGUGUGAAGCUGCAGGUCAGGCAGCACAGCCACAUGAUCCCAUGACUCUGGACAUGGACGCGGUCCUGUCAGACUUUGUUCGGUCCACAGGGGCAGAACCGGGUCUGGCACGAGACCUGCUGGAAGGUAAAAACUGGGACCUGAGCGCGGCUCUGAGCGACUAUGAGCAGCUCCGGCAGGUUCACACUGCCAACCUGCCGCACGUCUUCAAUGAGGGCCGAUACUACAAGCAGACGGAGCGCAGCAGCAGCAGCAGCACACCACAGCACAGCAGCAAGCCGGAGCAGAAACAGCCAGAGGACAACGCACAGGAGAAGCGUCUGUCCCGGGGCAUCUCUCACGCCAGCUCUGCCAUCAUGUCUCUGGCACGGCUGCAGGUGUCGGGGGACUGCGCCAGAGAGCAGUUCCCCCUGGAGAUGCCCAUCUACACCUUCCAGCUGCCCGACCUGAGCGUCUACAGCGAAGACUUCCGCAGCUUCAUCGAGCGCGACCUGAUCGAGCAGUCCACCAUGAUGGCUCUGGAGCAGGCCGGUCGUCUGAAUUGGUGGUCCACCAUGUGCACCAGCUGUAAGAAGCUUCUACCGUUGGCCACGACAGGAGACGGGAACUGCCUUCUGCACGCAGCUUCUUUAGGAAUGUGGGGCUUUCAUGACCGGGAUCUGGUGCUGAGGAAGAGUCUUUACGCCAUGAUGAAGAGCGGAGCGGAGAGAGAGGCACUGAAGAGGAGGUGGAGGUGGCAGCAGACUCAGCAGAACAAAGAGUCGGGUCUGGUGUACACGGAGGAGGAAUGGGAGAGAGAGUGGAACGAGCUGCUGAAACUGGCCUCCAGCGAGCCCCGCACACACUUCAGCAAGAACGGCAACUCCAGCGGAGGGGUGGAUAACUCUGAAGACCCGGUGUAUGAGAGUCUGGAGGAGUUCCAUGUGUUUGUCCUGGCUCAUGUCUUGCGGAGGCCGAUUGUGGUGAUCGCGGACACAAUGCUCAGAGACUCCGGCGGAGAAGCGUUUGCACCCAUCCCGUUCGGAGGUCUGUAUCUGCCCCUGGAGGUUCCUCCGAACCGCUGCCACUGUUCCCCGCUGGUGCUCGCCUACGACCAGGCGCACUUUUCUGCACUCGUGUCCAUGGAGCAGAGAGACCAGCAGAGAGAGCAAGCUGUCAUCCCACUGACCGACUCGGAGCACAAGCUGCUGGCGUUGCAUUUUGCAGUGGACCCUGGGAGGGACUGGGAGUGGGGGAGGGAUGACAAUGACAAUGCUAAGCUGGCAAAUCUUAUUCUAUCACUGGAAGCUAAACUGAACCUUCUGCACAACUAUAUGAAUGUAACAUGGAUUCGAAUUCCUUCUGAAACAAGGGCUCCCUUGGCUCAGCCAGAGUCGCCCACUGCCUCUGCAGGUGAGGACGUACAAUCUCUGGCAGAAUCCAUGGACUCAGACCGGGAGUCUGUUUGCAGUAACUCCAACAUCAAUAAUGGCAAGACGAGUAAGGAUAAGGACAAGGACAAGCAGCGCAAGGAUAAGGAUAAAACACGCACAGAUUCUGUGGCCAACAAACUGGGUAGCUUCAGCAAGACUCUGGGUAUCAAACUUAAGAAGAAUAUGGGUGGCCUUGGAGGACUUGUCCAUGGUAAGAUCAGCAAGUCCAACUCAACGAAUGGAAGAACGGUGGAAAAUGGAGAGCAGAAAUCCAAGAAAAAGGACUCGAAAACACGAAAAGGAAGCAAAGAGGAGUCAGGCCAGUCGGCCAGCACGUCCUCCUCAGAGAAGGCAACCAGUCCCUCUCCCACAGACCGUGCUUCUGGGAGCUCACCUGUUGAGAGACCGCCAGGAUCAGGCAAAAACUCUGGAGAUCGGACGCUUGACAACUGGAAGUACAGCACAGAUGUCAAACUCAGCCUGAACAUCCUCCGGGCAGCCAUGCAGGGUGAGCGCAAGUUCAUCUUUGCUGGUUUGCUGCUCACAAGCCACCGGCACCAGUUUCACGAAGAGAUGAUCAGCUUCUACCUGAGCAGUGCCCAAGAACGCUUCAGUGCCGAGCAGGAGCAGAAAAGAAAAUCUGAGACUGAGAAAAAGCCUCAGACCAAUGGUGUGGCACUUAAGAAGCCCGAACAGGAGAGUGUUUUCCAAAGAGAGUGUUCGGAUAGCUCUCUGCCUGAAAGCUGCUCUCCGGUGUUGCACCCUAGCCAUAAUCCUUCCCUUGGAUCUGUGAAGGUCCAAGAAAGGGGAAGCCCAAAGCUUGCUGCCUCCCCAAUCCCUAUACCAAUUCCAGCCUCCAUCCCAGGAUCCUCCAUGUCCCCCGUCCCCUUUUCCUCCCCCAGUAACGGUGCUAAGAGACCCGGACCAGUCCCUGUUUCAGCUCACUAUAGCCAUACCCCACCAAUCCAGAGGCACAGUGUCAUCCACCUCAGAGAUGUCAACGUGCAGUCGUCAAGCUACCACGAUGAGUCCUACAAGCCAACGGUGGGUACGCUCAAAACCUGUGCCACCUACCCACAGCAAAACCGCUCACUGUCCUCUCAAAGCUACAGCCCAGCUCGCAUGUCUGGCAUCCGCACCAUCAAUGCCGUAGAUACCCUCUCGUACAACAUGCCUGGGGAACACAAGUCCCACACCUACACCAACGGCUUCAACGCUGGUGACAUUCGGGACUGUCUAGAGUUCGCAGAUGAGGAUCCCGCACCCAAUGCCUGGUUGGGGCAGGACAAAACCAAAGGGCAGAGUGGCAUUUGCCCAAUGUACUGUUUUCAGCAGAAACGCUGCAGGAGGGAGAACUGCACCUUCUACGGCAGACCUGAGACAGAAAACUUCUGCUCUUAUUGCUAUAGAGAGGAGCUGAAACGCAGGGAACGAGAGUUGAAGGUGCAUCGACCUGGAUAGCCCUGCAAGCCCACACACAUAUAUAUCCACCUCCGAUGUGUGUGGACAAAAAACAACAACAGCAACACCACCACAUUUUUUGCACUUUGCAAGCGAUACAAAGAACUGGCAUAACAUUUUCCUACUAUAUUUAAGAUCGGCCUCCUUGUAUUCUUGUUACUUUACUCUCAAUAGCGAACGAACACUGCUUUACAAUGACAGGAAGUGCAACCAGAAUCAGUUUACAGCUUUGGCCAGAGAUUGUGUUAUUGUUUGUCCUACGUCCGAUUGAAUUCAAUCUUUUACUUGUUCUAGAGUAAAAGCUCUCGUAUUUUGCUCAGUCUGUGUUGUAAACCUUGUACCUUCAGAAGGAGACGUAAAAGCAUAUGUCAGUCUCUAACGGGAGCUUCCCGAAUCAUGGAAGGGGAAAACUCCUGUUUUGAGAUCAUUAUAACGCAAUACUUCACAGCAUAGCUCUUUGGAAUCGUAAUGUUGAAUAACAUCAGUUUUUGCUGUGCGUUGCAAAUAAUUACCAAGGGAGGGAGAUGCACUGUUCAGCACGUGGAUUUUUUUGAAAGCAAUAAGUUUGGUAACAACCGCCACCCCUCCCCCCUUUUAUCUAUGCAUUCAUGACGUCAGCCAUAUUCUACCUUUUCCCCAUAUGAUUGUAAGGGAAACUGAUAUGAUUAGUCUGCUGUACAGGGAUUAUUAUUAUGGUGGAUAAAUAUUCAUAUAUGGCAUAUCAAAGAAUACUGACUUUCCAUCGUGCAGUAUACUGUAAUAUAAAGCCUUCAGUAGAAGGGUUUGCGUUCCAUCAUGGUCUCAAAUGAAACCUCACUAUUGUGUGCUACUUGACAUCCGGUAAGCCUUUGGACUUCCAUUCUUUGCUGUCUGUACUUGCAAUAUAUAACACAGUCAUGCUAGCAAAUGCUAAAUUACAAGAACCACCUUACCUUAGGAUUUAAGUAUGGAAUGCAAACCCUUACAAGCUUCAGCAGUGGACUAAAGGUGGAAAGCUUAUGAAACUGUGUUUGUGUCAACUGUUUAACACCACAGCUCGGCUACAAGCAACUGCUUUUCUGUAGCACUCAUGCUAACACUGCCUCUCACGUGCCAAAAAAAGGUCCAUCACCUCCAUUUCAUUUGUCCUCAGGAAUAUUAGUCUUAAUCACACAACUGUGAUUAUCAUAUACAUAAAGCAACUACAUUUCUAAAUUGGCUAUGUAAAGGUACUGAUCUACCUCUCGAAAGCAAUUUAGAUGUUUGACUCGUGUAAGAUCACAUCGCAGUGUAAAAUUGUGUCCUAACCAGGCACCGUUAUUAAAACUAGCUGUAGUCUUCAUGUCUACGACAAAUUUACAACGUUCACAAUGUUUGUUUUUUUUUGUGGACAAAUGAGAAUGAGUGGAGAGUAGAGAUACUCAAUGCAAAGGAGAACUAUUUCACAUUUUAUUCAAACAAAAGCUUGGGUUCAUUUAUUCCUCAUCAAUUUAGCUAUAUUCUGAUUGGCUAGGAAAUGUUAAACCAGAUUUCUGAUGUAAAAAUCGUACACUUCGAAUUACAAAUUGACAAAGUGAAUCAUUUUAAAUUCUAUACCGAAACCCAAACUUCUGCACAUCGCAAGAAAUUAGUUGUGUUACGUUAAAUAUAGAGCUAUGUGGGAACCAACAAAUAGAAAAGAUUAACUGCCUGCCACUUAUUUAAUGUGCCUAGUUAGAACGAGUUUUAACACAAAACUAAGUCUCUAAAUGUACAAUUUAGAAUAUUUCAAGUGUAUUUUUGUUUUUAGAUUUCAAUCACGGCAGUGCAAACAACAACACGCUAACAUCAAACAACAACACGCUAAGCUACCGACUGACUGAAGGCUGAUUUAUACUUCUCCGUCGAGCGCACGUGUAUGGUCCAGCGGAACCUUCACACGGUCGCAUAGCUGUCACCAACGCUGAUGCACACUUCUCAAAAAUGAAGUGUGCAAUGACGCAUAGCGUAAGCUCUGUGAUUGGUUGGCUUGGUAGCUUUGACGAGUGUGGGCGGUGCUGAGAGCCGCGAGCCCGAUGAAGUGAGUGUUUACAAGUGUCGAGUCCCGUGAAGGAGCUCCAGAUGGAAACUUUUGUUUUGUGUUUACCUUAUGAUUAAAGCUGUUGUACGUCCACCAACUCCCGCCUCUGAAUGAGCGAGUUUUAGCUACUUGUAGCGUUCAGAAAAAAAAACAAAACACCCGUGAAAAAACUCGACACAGAGGAAAAUAAAAACCUGCUGCCAACUAGUGUUUCGGAGGCAUACCUGCCAACCUUUCCCGGGAGUCUCCCGCAUUUCAGACCUAUCUUCCACCACCCUCCCGUUUUGUUAUUUCUGCUGGAAAACUCUUGUCAUUUCACCUACACCCCCCUUCCAACCCCAACCCCCAGGUCCUAAACUUUUUGGUACAGUCUGUAACACCCCUGGGUCGCCAGCUUUGGUAUAAUAUCCGAUCGCCGAGCUCAACCAAAUCCUGGUGCAUAAUACAGUUACAAACCCGGUUCUUAGCUGGGAUAUUCAGACACCUCAGCCCUGAUACCAACUGCCUACCCCCACCACCAGUCUCCUGGAUUUUCAGAGACAAAUAUUGGCAGGUAUAUUAGGAGGUGUUAUUGCAGAGCAACACAAACAGCAUGCAGAAGUACAAAUGCGCGACUAUGCGCAAGGCUUGCGUCGUGGGUCAUGCCGAUCGCCCGACAUGGAAGUAUAAAUCAGCCUUGAAUGGCUAACAAACAUGUCUUACACAAUACACAUGUAACAAACAUAAGUGUUACACAGCUCAAAGAUCAAGUUCUUAUUGUGUGCUAGAAAAUCAGGAUGUUGCAAAAAUAAAAAUAAAAACUGCGCUGAUCAAGUUAACUAGCAUGACUAGCCUGUUAGCCACUGUGCGUGCCUCUGCUAAGCAAAGGCCCCGCCGAGUGCUUUUCUACUCAAAAUGAGCAUAAGAGUUGUGUUUUGUUGUGUGCCGGCGUCCAGUUAUCCGACGCCGCAUGUGUGUGUGUGUCUCUGUAAGUGUUUUUUUUUUUGUCUUUCCUGGCCAAGGAUGUCCACUGCUUUCGUUCUCUUCCCACGUUUCUACACCUCCGCAAUCAUGUGUGUCUUUCGCCUCCUGCUUUUCCCUCCUUUAUAUUCAACAAACUCAUGGACUCUCACCGUCUUAGAAUUGUAAAAAAAGAAAAAAGUUCUAUAUAAAUAUAUAUAUAUAUAUAUGAUUUUGUAUUGAUUUGAGAGUUUUACACUACUUUAAAUUAUUAAUUUGCACAUUAGGUACCGAUGUAAAUA
Danio aesculapii is the source of this 6430-nucleotide messenger RNA. It is a transcript of the gene otud7a, whose product is annotated as OTU deubiquitinase 7A. The record is from RefSeq and is a predicted model, not a curated record. Gene Ontology annotation, molecular function: zinc ion binding; K63-linked polyubiquitin modification-dependent protein binding; DNA binding. Gene Ontology annotation, cellular component: nucleus; cytoplasm. The transcript has 13 exons. Gene Ontology annotation, biological process: protein K63-linked deubiquitination; protein deubiquitination involved in ubiquitin-dependent protein catabolic process; protein K48-linked deubiquitination. NCBI's taxonomy places the organism in Eukaryota, Metazoa, Chordata, Actinopteri, Cypriniformes, Danionidae. Bases 320 to 3151 code for a protein of 943 amino acids.